Paramisgurnus dabryanus is the source of this 2512-nucleotide messenger RNA. It is a transcript of the gene klhdc3, whose product is annotated as kelch domain containing 3. Gene Ontology annotation, cellular component: cytoplasm. The record is from RefSeq and is a predicted model, not a curated record. Lineage: Eukaryota; Metazoa; Chordata; Actinopteri; Cypriniformes; Cobitidae. Gene Ontology annotation, molecular function: chromatin binding; protein binding.
GUUGCUGAAUCGACAGAGGGCGCCAGAUCGAGCUGCUCUUCUUUAGCAUUAGCACACAGCACAACAAGGAUUGGAUCAUCGAGGUUUGAUGCCUCUGUGAUGUCGAUGGUGGCAGGCGUGAUGGUUUGAGGAGGUGGUCGAGCGUGUGAUGUUACGCUGGACGGUGCACCUGGAGGGCGGGCCACGGAGGGUCAAUCAUGCCGCAGUGGCGGUCGGGCACAAGGUCUACUCUUUCGGAGGAUAUUGCUCGGGCGAAGAUUAUGAGACCUUGAGACAGAUAGAUGUUCACGUCUUUAACACAGUGUCUCUGCGCUGGACGAAACUGCCGCCUGUAAGGACCGGAGGCAGAGAGCAUGCUCGGGAAGUGCCUUACAUGCGCUACGGGCACACUGCGGUCCUGGUGGAUGAUACCGUCUACAUAUGGGGUGGUCGUAAUGACACGGAGGGGGCGUGUAACGUGCUGUAUGCCUUCGAUGUCAAUAGCCACAAAUGGUUCACACCCAAGAUUUCUGGAACAGUUCCAGGUGCCAGAGACGGGCACUCGGCCUGCGUCUUAGGAAAAGCCAUGUACAUCUUUGGCGGAUACGAGCAGCUGGCUGAUUGCUUCUCCAAUGACAUUCAUAAGCUGGACACCACGAAUAUGUGCUGGUCUCUUGUGAACGCCAGGGGUACACCGGCUCGAUGGAGAGAUUUCCACUCAGCUACUGUUAUCGGCAGCAAGAUGUUUGUGUUUGGGGGCAGAGCGGAUCGAUUUGGUCCUUUCCACUCUAACAAUGAGAUCUAUUGCAAUAAAAUCAAAAUUUUUGAUACAGAGACCAAUUGCUGGCUCAACACGGCAUCGGCCCAGCUGCUGCCCGAGGGCCGGAGAAGCCACUCAGCCUUUGCUUACAACGGUGAACUGUACAUAUUCGGUGGCUAUAAUGCUCGUCUGGACCGGCAUUUCAAUGACCUUUGGAAGUUUAAUCCAGAGGCAUUCUCCUGGAAGAAGGUAGAGCCGAAAGGUAAAGGUCCUUGUCCCAGAAGACGACAGUGCUGCUGUAUGGUCGGAGAUCGCAUCAUCCUGUUCGGAGGAACCAGCCCGUGUCCAGAACAGGGGAUGGGCGAUGAAUUUAACCUCAUGGAUCAUUCAGACCUGUACAUUCUGGACUUCAGUCCUAAUUUAAAGACUUUAUGCAAACUAGCAGUGAUUCAGUACAGCUUGGAGCAGACUGGACUUCCACAUGACAUCAGGUGGGAGCUGACGGCCAUGACCACCAACAGUACCAUCAGUCGGCCCAUAUUCUCCUCUCACGGCUGACACGAAUCUGUCACGAAAGAACCUUCUGCUCGUUCUGGAUCUCAAUGUUUCUGUCUGCGUCCCCACCAAUGGAUUUACUAAGACAAGUUUUCGUGCUGAUGAAGGACUUUGUUGAAGAUAAACUGCACUUGUUUCAUGUUGAAGAGACACAGACCUCCGCGUUUUAAAUCAGUCCAGUUAUUCAUCAGUGUUACUAUGUUUUUAUGAGACAUUGAAGUGAAGUGAAGUCUUCAUAAUUACUCAUCGAUCUUGCGUCAUCGCUCCUGUCCAAGGCAGAGACAAUAAAACAACAUGAGAUUUCUGAUCAGAUGGCUCCGUUGAGCGGAAAGGCUGAAUGUUUCACUUUCUGUUGUUCAUCAGGCACACUUUCUUUUUUUAACAGAUUUGUUGGAUCUUUCUUUUGUUGUUUUUUUUUCCGACAAUAAAAGUUUUUGACUCUGCAAGUCAAUAGAAAGAAAUUUCUUUGCGUGCGCGCACAACUUCAGCCCUCUUCACUUUGCAUACGGUCAAUACAGCAAAUCAAAAACGAGUGCAAAUGUUUGUUUGUCUGUGGUGCUUUUACAACUGCAGAAAUAUAUGAAUAUGUUUUAUUCAUUUACUGGUUGAGAGCAAUUGAUGUUUAUCUCUGAUCCCUCAAAUAUUGUGUCAUGUAGUUCACAGCUUUUUUAAAGAAAUGGGUCUGAAUGUUCAGGUCACACACGCACACACAGUUUAUAUCCAGGACUGACAGAUGAAGUCAGAUUUUUCUGUUUGUGAUUUCUUUUAUUCUACAGAAUCUUUGGUGUUUUUACAAAACAUCUAAAUAUUGAAAUGCAGGCAAAUUCAUCACUGAACAGUGCCAUUGAUCCUUUGGACUGCCACGGGUAACACUAGUAGAUUUGUUUGCAGAACAAACUCUUGGGAAGAUUUUAUUUGUUUUUAGCAAUUUUAUUUGUUUGUAUGUGCCGGCAAAAGGUUAUCAUUUUCUGUAUGUUAAAAUAUCAUGAAUCAUCAGAAUCAUGUUUAGUGUUCAGAGGAAGAAAUGUUUUCAAUAUUGGAACUCCGAAUAUAAUUCACAAGAUUCUUGUAGUCGUUUUAAAAUGUAUUAUUUUUUAUUUCAAUAUCAGAAUGCUUGGAAAUGAAUCUUUUCACAUGAAAUGUAAUUAGAUUUUAAAUUAUUAUAUAGAAAAUUUGAUUUCCAAAUCAAUAAAACUUUACUUACUGUCUAAAUGAUAA